Paecilomyces variotii is the source of this 606-nucleotide messenger RNA. RefSeq lists its product as hypothetical. The annotation marks the transcript as partial. The record is from RefSeq and is a predicted model, not a curated record. NCBI's taxonomy places the organism in Eukaryota, Fungi, Ascomycota, Eurotiomycetes, Eurotiales, Thermoascaceae. The transcript is spliced from 2 exons.
UACCAGCGCGGAGUUUCAUUCGAUACUUUCGAUAAUCGGGAUGCUACCGAUUACUCAUUCACACUCAAUUACAAGCACAGGGGCUACCAGCUCACCCGCCGCAGCCGCACCUUUCUAUGCGGCACAGACCAGAACGAUUAUUCCGACUUCGCUCUUGAAUGGCUUAUGGAUGAGCUCGUUGAUGAUGGCGAUGAGAUCGUUUGCCUGCGAGUCGUUGAGAAAGACUCGAAGAUAGCAAGCGAUUCUAGUGUCGAGGAAGGAAAGUACCGGCAAGAGGCUGAGAAACUGUUCAAACAAGUCAUCCAGAAGAAUAGUCAGGAUGAAAAGGCGAUCAGUCUGGUACUGGAACUUGCGAUUGGAAGAGUGCAGGAAAUUAUUCAGCGCAUGAUCCAAAUCUACGAGCCUGCCCUUCUCAUCGUCGGUACCCGCGGUCGAAGCAUGAACAGCAUGCAAGGACUGCUACCAGGGUCUGUGUCAAAGUACUGUUUGCAGCAAUCGCCAAUCCCAGUGAUCGUUGUACGUGCUUCUGCGAAGCGCGAAAAGAAGAAAAAGAAGCGUCUUGCCGAUCCGACGAGGCGCAACUAUAACAGCAUCCUGCAGAUGAGC